Lacerta agilis (Sand lizard) is the source of this 5427-nucleotide messenger RNA. RefSeq names its product two pore segment channel 1 (gene TPCN1). Gene Ontology annotation, biological process: transmembrane transport; monoatomic ion transport. The coding region runs from base 452 to 2890 and encodes 812 amino acids. Gene Ontology annotation, cellular component: lysosomal membrane; endosome membrane. Gene Ontology annotation, molecular function: monoatomic ion channel activity; voltage-gated channel activity. NCBI's taxonomy places the organism in Eukaryota, Metazoa, Chordata, Lepidosauria, Squamata, Lacertidae. The record is from RefSeq and is a predicted model, not a curated record. The transcript has 28 exons.
AUAGGAUCGCAGUUCUCGGCUCGUGAAGUUAGCCUUACUGCACUUACGUAGAAACGUAGGAUGCUGCCUUUUAUUAUUAUCAUUAUUCUAGAUUCAGGGAUGAUCCUCCUCCUAAGUCGGAAGGGCUGCUGAGGUCAGAGAAAGACGCCAGCUGAGUUUGGGACGCAGCAGCGACAGCGAAGGCGUUUUUGCGCGGAAAGUGAAUGACGGCGCAAGUCGAGAGUUGACGCUUCUUUUGCACCAAUAAUAGCACCCUCUGCCCAAAAAGCCAGGUAGGGUACCUGGUGGGGGCUCCAUGAUGCGGGCCAGGGUUCCGCCGAGAUGGGUGCCGUUUCCUCCACGCACCCGGGACAGUCUCAGGUCUGCAAGAUGCGCCUGAUCUUGGACGAAGCGGCGACGGGAGCCUGGGUUUAAAGGGAUUCCCUGGAGCAAAGCAAAAGUCUUCCUGGGGAUGGCUGUGAAUCCGGAAGAUGACGACGUCCCCCUCAUUCUCACCUUGGAUGAGGGCAGAAGUCAGGGUCCCGAGCCGGAGGGGCUACCCAGCGAAAAUGGAGGCAACUAUGACUUGGUUAGUGACACGUCCAGCCCGGCCUCUGGGGACUGCCACCCUCGACGGAGCUGCGGAGGACGACAAAAUUGGGAAAUGAACUACCAGGAGUCGGCAAUUUACCUCCAGGAAGGAGAAAACAACGACAAAUUCUUCACGCACCCCAAGGAUGCCAAAGCGCUCUCUGCCUACCUCUUUGUACACAACCAUCCCUUCUACCUAAUGGAGCUGACCACAGCGUUGAUGCUCCUGAUGCUCUCCCUUUGUGAGGCGCCCGCGGUCCCUAUGCUUCGCCUCGGCAUCUAUGUCCAUGCGACCUUGGAGCUGCUUGCCCUGACCGUUGUGGUGUUUGAGCUCUCUAUGAAGAUGAGGUGGCUGGGCCUUCACACCUACAUUCGACACAAAAGGACCAUGGUCAAGAGCUGUGUUCUGUUGCUGCAGUUUAUAGAAGCAAUUGUGGUGUUGGUACGUCAGACAUCCCAUGUCCGGAUCACGAGAGCCUUGAGAUGCAUCUUUCUAGUGGAUUGCCGUUACUGUGGAGCUGUCAGAAGGAACCUACGGCAGAUUUUCCAGUCUCUUCCUCCGUUCAUUGACAUCCUCCUCCUGCUGCUUUUCUUCAUGGUCAUCUUUGCUAUCCUUGGCUUUUAUUUGUUCUCUCCUAACAAGUCUGAUCCUUAUUUCAGCACCUUAGAGAACAGCCUUGUGAAUCUUUUCGUUCUACUGACUACAGCGAAUUUCCCAGAUGUGAUGAUGCCCUCCUAUGCCAGAAGCUCCUGGUCCUGUGUCUUUUUUAUCGUGUAUCUUUCCAUUGAGCUGUACUUCAUUAUGAAUUUGCUACUCGCCGUUGUGUUUGAUACUUUCAAUGAUAUUGAAAAGAAGAAGUUCAGAUCCCUGCUGCUUCACAAACGCACAGCCAUACAACACGCCUACCAACUGCUCGUCAGCAAACAGAGACCCUCUGGAAUCUCCUUCAAGCAGUUUGAUGGGCUGAUGCGGUUUUAUAAACCUCGGAUGAGCGCUCGAGACCGUUACCUUACCUUCAAAGCACUGAAUCAAAGCAAUACCCCUUUCGUCAGUCUAAAGGAUAUGUACAAUUUCUAUGAAGUUGUUGGUUUAAAAUGGAAGGCUAAAAGGAACCGGGAACAUUGGUUUGAUGAUCUUCCACGGACAGCGUUCCUUAUUUUUAAAGGCAUUAAUAUACUUGUGAAUUCCCGGGCCUUCCAGUAUGCCAUGUAUACUCUGUUGGCAGUGAACGGCCUCUGGAUCUUAGUGGAAACCUUUAUGUUGCGAGACGGGAUCUUCUCGCGAGAUGUCCCUUGGAGUUACAUUGUCUUCCUUACAAUCUAUGGGGUUGAAGUGCUCCUGAAGAUCACUGGAUUGGGGCCUAUUGAAUACCUGUCGUCUGGCUGGAACCUCUUUGAUUUUUCUGUCACCUUGUUUGCAUUCCUGGGUCUCCUGGCACUGGCGUUAAACAUGGAGCCGUUCUACUUCAUUGUAGUCCUGCGGCCUCUGCAGUUAUUGAGGCUGUUUAAGCUGAAGAAACGCUACCGGAAUGUCUUGGAUACCAUGUUUGAGCUGUUCCCCAGAAUGGCCAGCCUAGGUUUGACAUUGCUCAUCUUCUAUUACUGUUUCGCCAUCAUUGGCAUGGAGUUCUUCUCAGGAAAGCUCUUCCCAAAUUGCUGCAACGCCAGCACAGUGGCAGAUUCCUAUCGCUGGGUCAACCACACCGUGGGAAACAGGACGGUGAUGGAAGAAGGCUACUACUAUCUCAACAACUUCGACAAUGUUUUGAACAGUUUUGUUACCCUGUUUGAGUUGACAGUCGUCAAUGACUGGUACAUCAUCAUGGAAGGGGUGACAUCAGAGACUUCGCACUGGAGCCGCCUCUAUUUCAUGAUUUUCUAUAUUGUGACCAUGGUGGUGAUGACAAUAAUUGUAGCCUUUAUAUUGGAGGCGUUCGUGUUCCGUAUGAACUAUAGCCGGAAGAACCAAGAUUCAGGAGAAGACAUGGGCAUUGUUUUCGAGAGAGAAGUCUCCAAGGAAGAACUGACAGCUGUCGCAGAGCUGUAUGGAAGGAACUGCAUUGCCUCGGCUGCCAGCCAGCUGCUCAAGGUCAUUUCCCAGAUGGACAGGCACAGGCAAACGUCCAUGCUGUUCCUGGGGCGGCGAUCAAGGACCAAAAGCGAUUUAAGCAUGAGAAUGUAUGAGGAAGAGAUACAGGAGUGGUAUGAAGAGCACUCCAGGAAAGAAGAAAGGCAGUUUCCCUGGCAGGAGGAUGACCUGCCGCUCCGUCAGCCCUCGCCGUUUCCAGGCCUCCGUCAGCGCUCUCAGACCAUUAUCUAAGCCCAGCUAACCUAAGCUGCUGCUUUGUCUGCUGUGCAUUAACCACCCCGUUUACUUACUUUGCAAAGUACGUCUCAAAUUAAUGCAUAGCGUAGCCUGGCAGAAGGAGGUCUCCUGGCGCUCUUGUGCAAGAGAGUUUCGGCUCUCCCUUUUGCAAAAGCUCAUCCCUGUACUAGGGCCUUUAAGGCAUAACCAGAGUACUGCAGGAUGGCUGGGCAUUAUGCAAGGGACGGGGGCUGGUUAACAGGGUAGCCACAGUGAAUACUUUUGGGAUUUGUCUAGUGUAAAGCAGCCAGGGGUUAAUUUGGCUACCUUUCCCCAGUACAGCUGGAUAAAAUAGUCAGCUGAAGUUAUACAAUCAGGCUGCUUUCCCCCCAGGCAUUCCAGCCUCCCAGAAGUGGGUGGCUGGCAUCAGCAGUUCCAUCAGCACAAAAAACAAAACACCACAAUUUACUGCCAGUUAGCCUGCCUGUAACUGUAGCUAGGCUGCCCAGUUUUCAGCAGGACUGUCCUUUUGAGGUUCAAGUUCUGUCCUCAUCAUCUCCAUAAUGGUUCAAUAAGCUGCUGUGGCUCUACAGCAUUUUCCCUUCUCCAACCAGGUUUGUUCCCUUGUUGGGCACAAGUCCUCUACUCUCAAACUGGCUGAAACCUGGAAACUGGUGAAUGAAGGAAUCCUACCACUGCAACUAGCAGAGGGCUGCUCGCCGUGGUGGAAGCAGCUCAGCCUGUGGGCAUCAUAUGUUAAAAGCAAUAACUUCGAAAGAAGGGAAACUGACCAGGGUGUAAUCCUGCAGUCACUGCACAGCAAGGUCCAGGUUGAUCCUCAUCACUUGCUGGAUUUUUUUUAAAAAACAAUAAUUAUCAGCUCCUUAUUAGCCGUUGGGUCUGUCUGACAGCUCUCCACCACACAAGCAAGAGGUAAAUAGAGAUGCAGCAGAAUAUUGUAUUAUUGUAAUAUUAACAUUUGACAACAUGUAAUGCUUGCCUCAAAUAUGACGGUACUGUAGCCCUCCCAAAUUCUUCCCCGGCUUAGAAUGUUACUCUGAGCUGGAGAAUAAUUCCAUGCCUCCCACCUACCUACCUAAACACUGUUGCUUAUAAACGGGGGGGCGGGGGGGGCGGGGGGAGGUUUUUCUCCCCAUGAACUGUUAUUAUUCCCUGCAGCACUGGGAAAUGGAGCUUUCCUUCUCCUCUUGACUGUAUGCCAUAGCAGCCCAUAAUGAAGGCAAAGGGAAAGAGACAGAAUUUCCUGCUGCGAGAUAAACAAGUGUGAAAGUGCUUUUAUUUGUCCAAUUUUAACCUUAGUAGGCUCAGAAUAAGCCAGGCUAUUUCCCCGGUGUUGGUUUUUUCCGGGGUGUGUGUAAGAAUAAGAGGGCUUAUUCAGAGCAAAUCUGUUUUACCGCUACAAGUGAGUAAAACAGCAGUGUUUUUGUUUGCAGAAUCCCAGCUGGCCCAAUCUGUCUCAAAAGACAGACGAGGAGCUUUCCCUAUGGUGGUCAGGGAAGGUGCUCCUUUGAGACAGGUUCUGUCGGCAGAGCAAACCAUUGGUCUUGCAGCACCUGCCUCUAGGCAGAUUCUAAAACCCCAAAUUGUGGCCUGCUCAGGGAAGCCACGCCUGUUUAACUCAGUUCCAGCCUUCCUUAAGGAGAGAGCGGGUAUGUGCAGCAGUAGUACCAAGUGCUAACUAAGAUGCGGGUGAGAGUUCUUUCACGCACUGCAGAAAACAUCGACCAGCAGUGAUUGCUGCCCCUGCCUUUUUUGUGUGUGUGCAUAUAACUUACUUGCUGAUGGAAAGCAAAUUCCGACCUCGUGAUGGUGAAAUUGAAGUUUUGUGCCCCUUCAUGUACCAGACCACUAACUAGCCCAAGGCUAGCCAGUGUGUCGGCCUCCAGAUGUUGGUGCGCUCCAUCAGCCCUGCAUGGCCAGAAAUGAUGGGAAAUGGAGUCCAUCCACAGAUGGAGGGUGCCAUGUUGGCUACCCCUUGAACUAGCCUAAGGUUCAAACCUGUGUGCAGCAUAUAUCUGGGCCAACAGCCGCCUCCACUGAUUAUAGACACUUGGGGCCGCUAUUCUUAAGAAGUGUUUUCCCCCUAACAGCCGAGUAGAGUUUCUGCUACUCUACAAAGCUGGAGUCUGAAGCUUUGAGGGAACACAAUUGCUCUCUGUAGAAUAUUGCUGUUGUGGUUUCAGAACCGAGACAUGCUUCCUGAGCUGUACUCCUAACUAACUGACCUGUCACUCAACUUGCACUGUAUAUGCCCCCCCCCCCCCAACGCCUUACCAGAAUAAGCUAGUGAUAAUUCCAGAAACUGCUUCUUGCAGGAUGGAAGGAAAAACAAACCUCAACAAGUAUCUUCUAACUUGUCUUUUCUCCUUGGCUCCCUCCCAACACUAAACUCCAAAGACAAUCACUUGCAACAACGUAACACGAUGGGAGGUUUUGUUCGCUGUGAGUUUGUAUGGCAACUGUAAUGAUGAUGUCUGAAACAGUGUUAUAGAGAUAUUUACAGGCACAUUUAAUAAACAUUUUAAAGCGUU